UAUGAUAUUAAUUGAUGAAUCAGAAAAAAAAAUAUUAAUUAAGCAAAUUGAUAAUGAUAAUGGCAAUAACAGCAACAACAACGACGACAAUGAUGACGAUGAUGAUGAUGAUGAUGAUAACAAGUGCCAUGAAAUUUGGUCUAGAAAAGAAAAAAGAAAAUGGUUCAUAUUGUUACUGAGUGGUACAUGUUUACUUUAUGCAACAAGAACAUCUGUUCCCUUGUUGAUGCCAAUAAUUAGCCAAGAAAAAAAAUGGAACACAACUGAUUCGGGUAUAAUAUUAUCAAGUUUUUUUUGGGGCUAUAUAUUAACUCAAUUUGCCAGUGGUUAUAUUAGUGAUAGAAUUGGUGGAUUAAAAAUUAUGUGGAUUGCUGCGAUUGGUUGGUCAUCAAGUACAUUUUUUAUUCCAAAUAUUAUUGAUGUAUUAUCAACAACAACAACAACAUCAUCAUCAUCAACAACAACAACAACAACAACAAUAACCCAACAGCAACAAAAUUCAUUUGUCAUUAAUAUUAUUGCAUUAACAAGAAUAAUUAAUGGUGCUUUUCAAGGAAUGCAUUUUCCAAGUGUUAUUAGUUUAACAAGUAAACAUGUUAAUGAAUCAGACCGUGCUUUAUUUUUUGGUGUAUUAAUAUCAGGAUCAGCACUUGGCACAUUAUUAACUGGAUCAUUGGGAUCUUAUUUAUUAUCAAAAUACAAUUGGAAAAUAGUAUUUCAUGUCAUGGGGAGCUUGGGAUUUUUAUGGAGUACCACAUUGUAUUAUCAAACUCUUGAUAAUAAAAAAAAUAAAAAGACAAAUUUUAUAAAUAAAAAUAAAAUAAAGACUAAUAAUAUUAAAAAUUUAUCAUGGAGAAAAGUCUGGUCAAAGCCUUCAUUUUUAUCAUGUGUUUUUACACAUGCUUGUCAAAAUAAUUGUUUUUUCGUAUUACUUUCAUGGAUACCAACUUAUUUUCAUGACGUUUAUCCAGAUGUUGAGGGCUGGAUGGUUAAUAUGGUACCUUGGCUUUCAUUUGUACCAUGUACUUUUAUUGGAAAAUCAUUGACUGAAAAAUUAAUUAAUUCUGGAUAUUCUGUAACUGUGACUAGAAAAAUUAUUGAAACAAUUUGUCUGACAAUGCAAAUUGUCAAUCUUCUCAUUUUAACUCAAGUAGAGACUUAUUACAGUGCUAUGCUUUGUCUAAUGUUUAUUAUUGGUGGUACUGGAUUUCACAAUACUGCAAUUGCAAUUGUACCAUCAGAUUUAGCACCAUCAGAUUCAGGAAGUGUUUUUGGUUUAAUGAAUUCAAUUGGAGCAAUACCUGGUUUUGUUGGUGUUUAUUUUGCUGGUCAUAUAUUACAUAUGACACACAGUUGGCCUGCAGUAUUUGUAUUUAUAGCAAUAAUUGAUGUACUUGGAUGGAUUGUUUAUUUAAUAUUUGGAUCAAGUAAAGCAAUUAUUUAGCUAUAUCUAAAUUUAUUUUCAACAUGUCAACAUCCAAUGUUUACAAAAAUAAUUAAAAAAAUAAAAGCCAGAGGUCACUAGUCUUAAUAAUUUAGAAUUAUUCAAUAGCCCCAUCUUGACCAAAUUAAAAUUUACAAUUAUUAUUAUUAAAAUUAAAUAAAUAAAUAAAUGAAAAAAAUAAAAUAAACAACAAUGCACAAAUUAAUAUUAUAUUUAUAAAUUCAUAAAUUUACAUUUGACUAGUAAAACAAGUAUUUUUUCUCAAUGGUGUUGUAAAUUUUUUUUUUAUCACACAAAAUAAUAAUAUAAAUUUUUUAUUUAAAGUCUUCAAAUGAUUUCGUAUAAUUGUAUUUCAAGUUUAUUGUUAAUAAUCUCGUCAAUAUUAAAUG
Aphidius gifuensis is the source of this 1833-nucleotide messenger RNA. RefSeq names its product solute carrier family 17 member 9-like (gene MFS18). The transcript has 7 exons. The record is from RefSeq and is a predicted model, not a curated record. Bases 2 to 1444 code for a protein of 480 amino acids. Lineage: Eukaryota; Metazoa; Arthropoda; Insecta; Hymenoptera; Braconidae. Gene Ontology annotation, molecular function: transmembrane transporter activity. Gene Ontology annotation, biological process: transmembrane transport.